AUGUUUGGACAAUAGAAGAAAAUGUUAAAAAGAAUGAGUAAUUAUACUAUUGAUACUUGUGAUAUCUUUGGAUAAUUGCCCAAUUUUAGAGUACUUGAAAAAGGAAGAUAUACUUCUGUUGUAGGAUGUUGCAUGACCUUUCUUAUAGGUUCAGCCACUUUGAUUUACUUGAUAACCGAAAUGAUUAUCUUAAUUGAUCAAGCAGAACCUAGUGUUGUGUAAUCAGAGCAACAAAUAUUUAACUCAACUGUAUAAUCUAUAUUUUAAUAAAGUAAUUUCCACUCUAUAAUGAUAACUUCACUCUAGCUAUAACAAUUGCAAAUUAACAUUCAGAGCCAAUUGUAGGAAAUUUGAAGUAUUAUAAUAUAACUGUGAAUUAAUGUAUUAGACAAAGACUUGUCAAUUAUAUUAAUGGAAGUGUUAAUGUCACAUUAAAGUAUUUAAUUAUAUUAUUUAGUUGUACAAGUCUUCCAAUUGCUCCAUGUACAAAAGAAGAUUUCGAUAAUGAAAUACAAUAAAACUUUUUCAAGAAUACUAGAUUAGGAGUCGUUUAAUGCUUAAAUAGAGAAUUUUUAAAGAGAAAUCCACCAGUAAAUUUACUAUAAAAUUUGACAGGUUCUACAAGGAUAGAUAUCUGGAUCAGUAUACUAAUACUUGGUGAUUCAAUUAAGUGUUUGUAAGAAUAGCACAGAAUAUUAAGGUUGUGCAUCAAAAGAAGAAAUUAAUAAUGUUUUAUCUGCAGGUCAUUAUUCAGUAUAUGCCAGUGAUUAUUUAAUGUAAUUGAAUAAACCUGGACAACCCUAUUCUUAAUUGAUUAAUUUAGAUAUAAAUAGUUUUUCAAUAACAACUUCUAAGAUGUUAUAAUGGACUUAUAGAAUUGUUGAAACUCAUACAGAUGAUGGUCUACUUCUCUCAAAAGAUAGAGUAGAUUUAAAUUUAGUUAAAUAAGAUAGAAGAGAAUAUUCUGAAUUGUAUAAUGAUAAUUAUUUAGUCUAUCAUUACAUAUAAUUAGAUUAUAAAGAAAGUGUAUAUCGUAGAACGUAUAUAAAAUUAUAGACCAUAUUAAGUAAAAUAGGAGGUAUUUGGCAAUUAUUUGUAAUAUUGACAGCCACAAUCUUAAAUCCUUUGAUUAACAAUCUCAUGACUAUAUCAAUAGCUAAUGAAUUAUAUAGAUUUCCAAAGAAUCCAAAUUCUAUAGAUAAGAAUUAAAAUAUUCAUAUUAAUAAUCAUAUAGUUGAUCCAUUAUCUACUAUAAGAUAAGAUUAAAUACCAACACAAGAAGAAAAACUAUCAAAAAGUCUUUAUGAAUCUUUCCUUAUUUUACUUGGAUGUCAUAAAAAUAAAAGACAUAUGUUUGAUAAAGUCAAAUAAGAAAUCUUGGGUUAAAUAGAUAUUGUGAAAAUUAUAGAGAAAUUACACUAAAUUGAUAUGCUUAGAUUUAUUCUCUUAAAUGAAGAAUAAAAUAAAUUAUUUGAUUUAUUACCUAAACCUCUUUUGUAAAUUGAAUAAGAUUAACCUGAAGAUCUUAUUGUUGAUGAUUUAAUCUAAGAAAUAGAAUUACAAAAGAGUUUUAGAGUGAUAAACAAUAAAAAACUACAGACUAAACUUAAAGAUUAUUAUUGUUCAUUCUCUUCCUUAUAAUAAGAGAAAUGUAAAAGUAUUGUAGAUGAUAAAUUAUUGCAUAUGAUUGACAAGAAUAUUGUUCAAUUUUUUGAGUAGAUCUAAAUCUCUCAAUAAAGGAAUCUUAAUUUAAGUCCACUUGAUCCUCUCUAUAGAUCUAGAAUUGAAGAAUCUAUUAUUGAACCUAAAAUUCAAAAACCAAAGUGA
This is a messenger RNA of Paramecium pentaurelia, 1827 nucleotides long. The record is from the annotation of a GenBank genome assembly. NCBI's taxonomy places the organism in Eukaryota, Ciliophora, Oligohymenophorea, Peniculida, Parameciidae.